CCGAUUCAAUUAUUUUGUUUUGGUCAACAAGUAUACUCAAAAAGUGACCUUUCUAAUGUAAGAAUAACAUUUCAGGUUUUUAUGCAAUUAAUUUAAACUGAAUUAGAGAAUAAUCAAUUGUAUGCCUCAUGAGACCAAAAAAGGACAGACAGCCAAAAACUUUUUGUAACAAAAACAAAAAUUGAACCGUACACGUGCGAUGAAUUGGCCAAAAACUAGAGCCUGCGUCAAUAAUGGUACUAACCUAAACCGAUUUUAGAAAGGACCCUACCACCAGAUUAUUGCUGAUUGCAAUAAGCAUGACACAGAGCAAAGCAAGAUGAGAAGAACCUGAAACAGAGUGAAAAUUUUGAAACAAAUUUCGUCUCAGUUCCGUUUCGUUUAGAUUUCAAUGGACUAGGUUUUAUCUGAUGAUGAAAAUAUAUUGUGUAUCGUGUGUGAUGAUAAAGAUGCGUCAGUUUCGGUUGUAACUUUGAUCGAUGAACAUAACCAGCAUAUCGCGAUUGGAUAAUGUUAAUAUAUGAAUGUGAAUUGCCUGAUUGAAAUUUUAUCAGGAAUUUGUUUCAUUAUGGUCGAGAAUUGAUCUCACUCCCGUAUCUGAUCAAGAAGAAACUAAAUUUAAAAAUCGAUUUUCAUCAAAUCCAUCAUAAUUCUCAUUAUAGUUUUUUGUGCAGUAGUGAAUAUUUGAUUCUAUUUUAAAUAAAGACUAUCUGUUGGCCGUUCUUUUCAGAAUUGCUUUUUUUCAUUGAAUCAUUGCCUUAAUUUCAAGCCAUGUGAAGUGGCAAUCAUUUUGAUGAUGAUUCAAGAUAGCCGUAAAGCAUCAUUUAAUACGCGAAAUUGGUCAAAGAUUGUAAAUGAUGAGAACAAUGUAUCACAAACACUAAAUGAUUCCAUUGUCAUUGAUCAAGUUUUUUCUUCCGUAUCAAUGAGCUUGUCAUCAUCUACUCCUGCAGCACCAGCGAUGAACAAUGGCAACAAUAACGAUCGCCAAGAUGUUGAUCGGCCAUCAUCGUCAUUAUGGACAACAAGAAUUUUGACUAACAAUAAUGAUACCGUUUCCAUACAAUGUUCCCAACUGUUUACCAAUUCAGCCGCCGAUCUGGCCGUCAACGAUACAUCGAUUAUGGUCAAUGUCACAAACAUAGCUAAUAUAACGACAAACACUGGUGGUGCUAGCUUCAAAUUUGGGCAAUUGAGUCAACAAUUGAGCAACCAAAGCCAGCUUUUGUUUAAUGAAACCUGGCUAUUCAGCAACUUAGCAGCAAAUGUGCAUGAAGAUGGUAUAAAUGCAACUUCGUCAGCCAAUUCAAUUGUAAUGAGCGAAAAUUCCUCUUCAUUCUAUUGUGACACUGUGUGGGAUGGCUUCUAUUGUUGGCCAAUGACCGCUUCCGGUACGAUAUUAAUGCAUUCAUGUCGCGAUAUAUUUGAUUCAGUGGGGGAAUUGCCAAAAGAUCAAAUUGACGAGUCCACCUAUAACAAUGCUUUCGCAUAUCGCAUCUGUGACAAUAACGGAACAUGGAUCAACAAUUGGACUAAUUAUACCGAAUGCUUGUUGUUGAUUGCCAAUAAUGAAUCGGACACGGAUGCUUCCAAAUAUCAGUUCAUAAGACAAUUGGUCAUAUUCAUCAUGUUUUCCUGCUCAAUGUUGUCGUUGAUUUUAUUGUCAAUAACAUUCUUCAUCUUCACAUAUUUCCGUUUCAAUCUCUACAGAUCAUUGACAUCGUGUCGACUUCGUGUGCACCGAAACCUGGUUCUUGCAUUAAUCCUUCAUUCAUUAUGCUUGUUGUUGAUUGCCAGUCCGCAUUUAUUCAAUCCGGAUGAAUCGCUUUCUUCUUAUUGGGAGAUCGAAUGGCUGUGUAAAUCGAUAUUGACGUUAAAGCUGUAUUCAACACUGGCAUCAAUCAAUUGGAUGUUUAUCGAAGGUUUCCAAUUGCACAGCCGAGUCACGGUAUCUAUUCUACGCAAAGAUGCUCCAUUCAAGCUUUAUCAUUUUCUGGGUUGGGGAAUCCCACUUGUGUUGGUUACAGCGUGGGCAUUACAGAUGUCAUUGACAAUGGAUACCUUAUGUUGGAAUGGUUACGCUCAUUCGCUAUACAUAUGGAUUAUUGUUGGACCAAUGAUUCUUGCUCUUUCGGUAAAUUGCAUAUUUUUAGUGAACAUAAUACGCGUGUUGCUCACCAAACUUCGUUUGACUGUAACCAUUGAGAUCAAACAGAUUCGAAAAGCAAUUAAGGCGACAGCUUUGUUAUUUCCCUUACUGGGAAUAUCGCAUCUGUUGUUUUGCAUCAAUCCGGAUGACAAUGGUCGUUUAGAGGAUGCCUAUCUCAUUUUCAAUGCCUUCCUGCAAUCAUCUCAGGGCAUAUUUGUCUCCAUAUUGUACUGUUUCAUGGACACCGAUGUUCAACAAGCGCUGAAACUAACCUAUCAACGGACAGUAUUUAAAAACCGAUCGUUUCCUACUAGAUGGUCCCGACAAACUGCAACCACAACAGCAGCCAAAACACCAACCAUACGUGAUCGAAAUCUGGGAUCAUUUAAAUUUGUCCGACAGCCAAUGAUCAAUAAUAUCGUUCGUACUAACAGUUUGAAUGAAAUAAAUAUUGGCAUGGAAAUUGCAAACCACGCAAAUAGGUCCUUGAACGACAAGACGCAUGACAAAGAUGAGACUAACAAACAUUUGGCACGACAAAAUAACGGCUUUGCCUUAAACACGACAAAAAUGGUUAUAAAUUCUACGGCUUAUGGGCAUCAAAUGGAUGUUAGAGAAAUAUUGAGUCAACAGUCACAAUCUCAACGUUCGGCCGGUAAAACAAUAUCACCAUCAACAACAAGAGAGUCUCAGACCCUAUGUAUUAUGUACAAUUCCAAUGGCGAAAUGGUUCGAUUUAAACCCAAAAUACAGUAUUCGAAUCCUAAACCGUAUUCAAUGCCUGAUACUGGCAUAAUAGCUAUUGAAAUUGAUCCGAAAACAAAAAAGAGAUGAUUCUUGUAUUUUAUUUUAUCAUGAAUUUAUUUUUCAUUUCAAAUAAUGUAUAUAUGAUUGGGCGGUGAAUUAAAUUCUCCAUUUUUUUUAUAAUGUUAA
Dermatophagoides farinae (American house dust mite) is the source of this 3082-nucleotide messenger RNA. RefSeq lists its product as uncharacterized. The record is from RefSeq and is a predicted model, not a curated record. Gene Ontology annotation, cellular component: plasma membrane. Gene Ontology annotation, biological process: adenylate cyclase-modulating G protein-coupled receptor signaling pathway; cell surface receptor signaling pathway. Lineage: Eukaryota; Metazoa; Arthropoda; Arachnida; Sarcoptiformes; Pyroglyphidae. Gene Ontology annotation, molecular function: G protein-coupled peptide receptor activity; peptide hormone binding.